Coregonus clupeaformis (lake whitefish) is the source of this 8499-nucleotide messenger RNA. RefSeq names its product membrane-associated guanylate kinase, WW and PDZ domain-containing protein 1-like. The coding region runs from base 536 to 5428 and encodes 1630 amino acids. The record is from RefSeq and is a predicted model, not a curated record. Gene Ontology annotation, biological process: signal transduction. The transcript is spliced from 23 exons. Gene Ontology annotation, molecular function: protein binding. Gene Ontology annotation, cellular component: cytoplasm. NCBI's taxonomy places the organism in Eukaryota, Metazoa, Chordata, Actinopteri, Salmoniformes, Salmonidae.
CUUUGCUAUCGCCAGAGCACGAUCGCAGGAGCAAUAUAGGAUGAGCUGUCAUGUUACCUGCUUAAAGGCGCAGCGGGCUGUGUGAACAGCUUUCUCGACUCACAAGACAGGUAAAAGUAACUGUUUAUGAGAGGGUAUUCUUGAAGAAAUAAAUGGGAGCAAGGGUCAAAGUAGGCUAACGUGGCAGGAGAUUAGACAUAUGCGGGGUCUUGACUUUAGUGAAAGUAAAGCGGGCAAUCGGAGUUCGGAUUAGAUCGACUCCUGGGAUCAGGUAGCGUGCAUGUUAGGCUAUUAAAGAAUAUGAGAAGCCAACAACAUCUGAGUAUUUGAUCCUAAUGUGGGAUGUGUAGACCGGACAGCUGCGCCAGAGGAACAUUAUCGCUUGGUUUAAAAGAAGUGCAAAAAUGAUCCAAUCUGAAAUCACCUUCAAGCAACCGAAAGUUUUCUGGGUUUCGAAAGCGACAUAGUGUUAUGUGUCACCUGGUUGUUGAGUCAUCCGGUGGUACUAACGGGUGUCGUCUGGAUCCUAAUCAUCAUGUCAAAAGUAAUCCAGAAGAAAAACCACUGGAUCACCAAAGUUAAAGAGUGUGCAGUGAGUCGGGAUGCUCGCGGUGAAUUGAAUGUGGAGCUGCGCGGUGGCGCAGAGAACGGAGAGUUUCCCUACAUCGGGGAAGUCAGAGAGGAUGUGUUGGUUUAUAAAAACGGACAUCUGUCCGAGGGGGAGUUACUGGUGGAAGUUGAGGGUCUCUCGGUGUCUGGAUUACCCCUCUAUGACAUCUGGACUCUAAUGAAGAGUUGCAAGGGUCCCAUCAGGUUGAAAACUGUCCGACAAGGUAACAAGCUGAACAAGGACUUGAAGCAUUACCUGAGCCUGAGGUUUCAGAAGUCCUCUCCUGACCAUGAGCUCCAACAGACCAUCAGAGCUAACCUCUACCGCCAUGCUGUGCCUUGUACGACACGCCCCCUUCGAGACGGCGAGGUCCCUGGGGUUGAUUACAACUUUCUGUCCGUAGAGGACUUCCUAAACCUUGAGAAGAGCGGAACACUACUGGAAAUAGGAACAUAUGAAGGUAACUAUUAUGGGACCCCCAAGCCACCGAGGCAGCCCGUGGUUGGGACAGUGAUUCUCAGUGAUGCUGUGCUCCUCGACGGCCCCCCAGGCUCCCAGCAGUCCACUCCCAAGCGCACCAAGUCCUACAAUGACAUGCAAAACGCCAGUGUAGUGCCGGCUGACUACGAGGAUGACGACCAGGUUACGGAAAUGAACAACAGUUUUACAGGAUCCUUAGUGCGUAGUCUCUUCCCCUCUCCCUUGUUGUGCACAGGUAACCCUAGCGACCAGGACGAGUGCCGCGGCGGCAUUCUACGGCCCUAUCCCGCGCGCGAGAAUGCUCCGUCCUAUGGUCUGAACAACGUGGCCGCCUCCAGCUUGGACAACGGGCAGCAGACGCACGCCCAGCCCCAGGCCUCUCCUGAAGACCCCCUGGGACCCCUGCCAGACAACUGGGAGAUGGCCUACACAGAGAACGGAGAAGUCUACUUUAUAGACCACAACACAAAGACCACAUCGUGGAUCGACCCUCGCUGUCUUGAGAAACCUCUGAAACCUCUGGAGGAGUGUGAGGAUGAUGAAGAAGGGGUACACACUGAGGAACCAGACAAUGAGCUAGAGCUGCCUGCAGGAUGGGAGAAGAUAGAUGACCCAGUGUAUGGGGUGUACUACGUAGAUCACAUCAACAGGAAGACCCAGUAUGAGAACCCCAUAGUGGAGGCUAGGCGCAGGAUGCAGCUGGAGCCUCCUGAAGGUGAGCGGUACAUUCGAGAGUGGAUAGAGGAGCACUCCUCAGCUGGUGCUCCCCUGGCCAACUAUGCCAAUAACCACCUAGAGACGUACCGCGACCCGCACGUCCCGCCCCCGCUGCCCCCUGCCCCUGGAGGGACCAAACGAGGGAAGCCGUUCUUCACACGGAACCCAGCGGAGCUGAAGGGAACCUUCAUUAACACCAAACUGAAGAAGAGCCGCCGCGGGUUCGGCUUCACCGUAGUUGGGGGCGACGAGCCGGAUGAGUUCCUGCAGAUCAAGAGUCUAGUCCUGGACGGUCCUGCUGCUUUGGAUGGGAAGAUGGAAACAGGUGACGUGAUAGUGAGCGUGAACGACACCAUCGUUCUGGGUUACACCCACGCCCAGGUGGUGAAGAUCUUCCAGUCCAUCCCGAUCGGCUCCAUGGUGGACCUGGCCCUGUGCCGUGGCUACCCCCUGCCCUUUGACCCUGACGACCCCAACACCAGCCUGGUGACCUCCGUGGCCAUCCUGGACAAGGAGCCCAUCAUCGUCAAUGGCCAGGAGAGCUACGACUCUCCGUCCAGCCACGGCAGCCAGACCGGAGGGCCCGUUAACGGGAUGAGGGAGCCACGGGCCCACAGUCCCUCAGCGGAUGUGGCGUCCAACGGCUCUCACGGCUACUCCUCCAGCGACGUGGUCACCCUGGCGUCAUCCAUCGCCGGGCAGCCAGAGCUGAUCACGGUGCACAUGGAGAAAGGCGAUAAGGGCUUUGGGUUCACCAUCGCUGACAGCCUGACGGGUGGGGGUCAGAGGGUGAAGCAGAUCGUGGACUACCCCCGCUGCAGGGGCCUGAAGGAGUCAGACAUUCUGAUGGAGGUGAACAAGAGGAACGUCCAGAACAUGAGCCACAACCAGGUGGUGGACCUGCUCAGCAAGUGUCCCAGAGGGAGCGAGGUCACCAUGCUGGUGCAAAGAGGAGUGGUGCCGGCCAAGAGGAGCCCCAAGCUGGUGCAGCAGCUGGAGAGGAAGGACAGUCAGAGCAGCUCCCAGCACAGUGUGUGCAGCCAUCGCAGCACCCACACAGACUCUCCCAGCCACCCCCCCUCCAACAUGUCCAGUGAGGCCAUGGCCCCCCCUCCGGCCGCACCCACUCAGCCGCUGCCUGGCCUGCCUCCCCUGCCCACCCAGGACCCUGGAGAUGGCACCAUGACCCUCCAGAAGAAGCCAGACCCCUUCAAGAUCUGGGCCCAGUCCAGGAGCAUGUAUGAGAGCAGACAGCCAGAUUGCCAGGAGCAGGAGAUCUUCCUGUGGCGGAAGGAUACAGGUUUUGGGUUCCGCAUUCUGGGAGGAAAUGAGCCCGGGGAGCCAAUCUACAUUGGCCACAUAGUGAAGUAUGGUGCAGCAGAUGAGGACGGGCGCCUGCGUUCGGGGGACGAGCUCAUCUCUGUUGAUGGCACGGCGGUGGUGGGGAAGUCUCACCAGCUGGUGGUGCAGCUGAUGCAGCAGGCCGCCAAGCAGGGCCACGUCAACCUCACCGUCCGACGCAAGAGCUCUGGAUACGGAGUUUCAAAAGGGGAGGGUGACGUGCCCCCGUCCCCUGCCUCGUCCCACCACAGCAGCACCCAGGCACCCUCCCUGACGGAGGGCAAGCGGACCCCCCAGGGCAGCCAGAACUCCCUCAACACGGUCAGCUCCGGCAGUGGCUCCACCAGUGGCAUCGGUAGUGGGGGAGGAGGUGGCUCCGGCAGUGCUGUGGUCACCGCAGCCCUGCAGCCCUAUGACGUGGAGAUCCAACGUGGAGAGAAUGAGGGCUUCGGAUUCGUCAUUGUGUCGUCUGUCUCUAGGCCUGAUGCUGGGACUACUUUGGCUGGAAAUGCAUGUGUGGCCAUGCCCCACAAAAUAGGGCGCAUCAUCGAGGGGAGCCCUGCGGACCGCUGUGGGAAGCUGAAGGUGGGCGACCGCAUCUUGUCCGUCAACGGCUGCUCCAUUACCAACAAGUCCCACUCGGACAUCGUCAACCUGAUCAAGGAGGCCGGGAACACAGUCUCUCUGAGGAUCAUUCCUGGUGACGAGUCCUCCAACGCAUCUCUGUUGACCAACGCUGAGAAGAUUGCCACCAUCACCACCACGCACACACCCCAAACUGCCACGGAGCCUCGGAACAACUCAAAGUCGAAACAGGCUCCUCCUCCACCUCCUCCAACACAAGCUCAGCCCUCACAGGAUGCCGAGUUCUACUCUGUGGAUCUGGAGCGGGACAGUAAAGGUUUUGGGUUCAGCCUGAGGGGAGGACGGGAAUAUAACAUGGACCUAUAUGUGUUGAGACUGGCUGAGGAUGGGGCAGCUGUCAGGAAUGGCAAGAUGAGGGUGGGAGAUGAAAUCCUGGAGAUCAACGGCGAGAGUACAAAGAACAUGAAGCACGCACGCGCCAUCGAGCUGAUCAAGAAUGGUGGCCGGAGGGCACGCCUGGUCCUCAAGAGGGGCGAUGGAUCUGUACCUGAAUAUGACUCCAGCCAUGACAGGCACUCUCCCACACCCGGGGCACAAAACUCUCCGGAAGUGAGAACCCUGCCACCAAACAGCCGUUAUCACACCUCAUCGGAGUCCAGUUAUCCACCAGACCUUCACAAACCAUCACGCCACAAGGAUGCUGCGCAGGGCCGAGACAGGGACAGGAUGGAGCACCAGGGCCGGCACUUUAACCCCCACCACCAUCACACCUGGAACAACAACCACAGCCACACCACCCCCAGCCAACACUACCCUGAAAUCAGCGGCGGCAACAAUAAGAAGAGCCGGGGCCGCAAAGUCAAGAAGUCAGAGUCAGAGAGCGGCAUCUCAAAACUCUUAAAGACUCUGCGUAAGGACAGCUCUGGGAAGAAGGCUGCUGCUGCAGCAGCGGAGAAAGAACGAGAGUGGGAGCUCUCCGCCAGUACCAGUACUCUAGACCGGAGUUACGGUCGACCACGCCGCGUCUCCCUCGACCGCUCGCCCACCCGUAAACAGAACGCCUCCCCUGACCGACGGCGGGCCAAGUCCAUGGACCGCAGGGCGGAGCGAACACACCGAGACCGCACACCCGAGAGGGAGUACAAUGACAGAGGGUUCCUCAGUCAUGCGGCUACUCCUGAACGACCACUCUAUGACCGCAGGCUCCUGAGGGAACCGCAGACCCCGGGCCGAGCCUACAUGGAGGCCACCACCCCAGAGCGCCCGAACAAAGGGGCUUCCUCCCUGUCUCUCUCCAGGGGGCGCACUCCCGACAGAGGCAGCCUGAAGAACGGCAACCUCCUGAGGGACUCGUCGGCUGAGACAAGGGAGGAGAGGUACGGGAUGAACGGAACACCAGAGAGACGCUACAGGUCAGAGAGAGACUCGUCUCCAGACAGCAGCUAUAGCAGGGAGGAGCUGAACUACUACAGCACACUGAAGAACAAUGCCUCCACUCACAACCACGCCGGCUACAACAACGCAGGACACCGCAACAACGCAGCAGCAGGACACAGCAAUGCAGUAGGACCAAACAACGCAGUAGGACACAACAACACAGUAGGACACAACAACGCAGUAGGUCGCGCCCCGAACCAGUUCCCCGAGCCUAAGAGAAGGCUUUACAAAGAGAGCCCCAAGGACCUCAGCAUCUGAGUGGACAGAGCCUGGCCCCUGGCCCCUGGCCUCUCACCCCUCAACCUGUCGAGACCACAGUACGUACACUGGAUUUAGACUUCUGAGGAGAUUAACUCAUGUGAUUUAUCCAAUCGCCUGGUUGAUUGAUUCAUUGAUUUGACUACUUGUGAUCCCAGACAGAGAUUCAUACCACAACAGUACAAUCUUUGUUUUAGUUCAUACUGUAUGUUUUGUUUCUGUUCUCAUUAUUUUGAGCAUAACUGAGGUUGUUAAUACUGUAGUGAAGGUAUGUGUAUGUGCCUAUCAAAUCACAAAUGGUGAUUUAGCAUAUUUUUUGGCAUUUCUGUUUGAAACCUCAGAGGGAACACAUACAGUCGCUAGUGAAAGUCUACACACCCCUUGCACAUUCUUCACAUUUUGCUGCCUUAAAAUGUAAUCAAAACAUUUAUUAAAUGUGAUUAUUUUUCUACCAAUCUACAAAAUCUACAAAAAAAAGAAGAAAAAAAAAAGAUGUAUUAAUUGCAUAACUCUUAGUGCAACAUAUAUCCAUUGUUUUUGUCAAAAUUUCUCAAGCUCAGUAAAUGUGGUUGGGAAUCAUUGAUGGCCAGCAAUAUUUCAGCCUUGUCUCUGAUUUUCAUGACUGAGACUGAACCACUCACACUUUACACCUCUUGGAUAGCCCUCCUGGUGGAUCUUUGGCAUUAAAAUGUGUGUUGUUGUCCUGCUGAAAAAUAUAACUCUGUCCCAGGGUUAGGUUUUCAGAAGACUACGGCAGGUUUCCCUCUAACUUUUUACCUGGGCUUUGCUCCUUUCAUGUUUGUUUUUUUAUCCUGACAAACUUCCCAAUCCCUGCCGGUGACAAGCCUACCCAUAACAUGAUGCUGCCACCACAAUACUUGAAAAUACAGAGGGUCUCCCUCUGUGUUGUAUUAGAUUUUACUCAAACCUGUAGUUUUUAUUUAGUCCAAAAAGUUUAUUUAUUUGCUGUUUUAUCUUGCAGUAUUAUUUAACAGCCUUGUUGCAAACAUAGUUCAUGAUUUGGAGUGGAUGUUUUAACACAGGCUUCCUUCUUUUCACUUCAUCAUACAGGCCACUAAUGUGGAGUGAAUGCAAUGUUGUUGAUCCUCUAUAUUUUCAAGUAUUGUGGUGGCAGCAUCAUGUAAUGGGUAUGCUUGUCACCGACAGGAAAUGGGGUGUCAGGAAAAAUAUAUAUAUAUGAAAGGAGCAAAGCCCAAGUAAAAAGUUAGACUGCGUAGACCAUAGUCUUCUGAAAACCUAGAGUUAAUUAAUCCCAGACACACCCGAAUGGCUUUCCAAUAGGUGUUGAGUGUUCCAGGCUUAGUCCUGACUUAAAUCUGCUUGAAAAUCAGAGGCAAAGUUUGAAUAUUGCUUUCCAGCAAUGAUUCCCAACCAAAUUUACUGAGCUUGAACAAUUUUGACAAAAACAAUGGGGAUAUGUUGCCCUAAGAGUUGGUAGAAUCUUAUUCAAAAUGAUUCACUGUUUUUUAUGUUCUAUAAUAUUUAUUUCACUUAAAAAAUGUGGAGUAGGUUGUGUAGAUCUAUAGGAAAGAAUCUAAUGUAAUCCCUUUUUAGAUACAAAUGUUAAGUUAGCAAAAUGUGAAGAGUGCCAGGGGUGUGUAGAUUUUCACUAGCGACUGUAUGUGUUCCCUCUGAGGUUUCAAACAUGCUCCUUACUGUGGUAACUGGUACUUCAUGAUGGGCUUGUUUUUAAUAUGUUUUUGAUGUCAUUUUCCACCUCAGAAUUGCUUUAUAAAGCAAACUAUAGCACAAGACGUUGGUAGGACAGACAUUUUAUGGACGACUGCAGUGUACAUACCUAAGUGAAUAUCAUACAGAGCAAAGGCAAACUCAAAUUUUAUAACCAAUGGUAAUUUUUGAAUGAAGUAAUAUAUUUGAAAUCAUCCUUUUUGCAUUUGUCUUGCUAUUUAUUUUCUCGGUAAAAGCUUAAAGUACCAAAUUAUAUGCCCCAUAACCUGAAAAUAAGAAUAAUUGUUACCCCUGCUGAAUUUGCUGUAGAAUUGCAGUUCUUUAUUCUAAGUUGGUAAGGCAGAAGAUCCAAUAGAAAACCUGAUAAAUAUUGAUCAACGGCCCACUGAUUCCAUACAGGUGAUAUGGGAGUAGUUCCUCUCUUCCUCUCCCUGCCCAAGGAAAUGAGGUGAUGAUGUAAUUAUGUAAGGGAAGUUGUUGUGAUGGUAACAGAUGGAAAGUUCCGGUACAGAAGUGGGCUUAUCUGCCAUGCUGAGCCAUGCUGUCACGCCACUGGAGUAUGACUGCUGCUUUAACCGUGUUUUUCUGUGUAUUCUCUGUUUUAUGUUUCACAAAACAUCUAAAAUGAUAUAGGAAAAACUACAACAAAUGCAUUCUUUUAUCACUGUUGUUGCCACAGUACUGUAAAAAAAAAUACGAAAAAAUAACAAUAAAAAAUAACAUUUAAAGAAGAAGUUAACCUGCCGGCCACCACCUGUACAGAAUUUUACUAUGUAACUAAUAGGAACCUGUCAAGGAAUAAAAUGUUGCCUUUUUCUUGUACAAAAGAUACAUUUAUGAGAAACCUCUGCAGUGAGGAAUGUGAUAUUGUGUUUAUAUUUCUGAAAUGGACCUGAUGAUUCAUGGGAAAUAUGUUAAUGUACUCUGAAUCAGGUAUGUAAAGACAUUCUAAAAAUGGAUGACUGUAUUUGGUCAAUCAGAAGCUGUUUGUUGGUUUGAAUAUCUCUUGAUGGUUAGCCUGCCUUUGUAUUAUAAAGCACUUGUAUGCAGUCUGUGUUCUUUAAGCAUUAUUUCUUGCAAUGUGCUCCAGACAUAAUGUUAUCUAUGUGUUGAUAAAAGCAGUACAUGCAUAUGGGCCAAUCUUUUUUAUAAAACACUAUGCAUAUAUAAAUACUACAUUGUUCAUAGCUUUAUUUGACCCAUGAAGCUAUACAUAACAUUAGUCUAAGUACAAGUAGAUGUGGACUUAUCCAGUAAAGCUUCUUUCCUUGAGAGGGAUCACAAUGUUUAUGUAGCUAUCAAAAGAAGUCUGUGAAUGCUAUUUUUAUUAUCAAAUAAAGUUUUCCAUACAAAUUCAAAAU